Messenger RNA from Pseudozyma hubeiensis SY62, 2265 nucleotides. RefSeq names its product prolyl-tRNA synthetase. Gene Ontology annotation, cellular component: cytoplasm; aminoacyl-tRNA synthetase multienzyme complex. Gene Ontology annotation, biological process: prolyl-tRNA aminoacylation. Lineage: Eukaryota; Fungi; Basidiomycota; Ustilaginomycetes; Ustilaginales; Ustilaginaceae. The coding region runs from base 1 to 2265 and encodes 754 amino acids. The transcript has a single exon. The record is from RefSeq and is a predicted model, not a curated record. Gene Ontology annotation, molecular function: aminoacyl-tRNA deacylase activity; ATP binding; proline-tRNA ligase activity.
AUGGAGUCCAUCUCUUCAGCGCUCUCUGCGCUCUCCAUUCAGACCGAAAAGAUGGUCAAGCACGCUGCCGCUAACAGCCCAGAAAGCUGGAGGUCCGCCGUUGCCGACGUCGCUACUUCUCUGGGCUUCCCUACCUCCAACUACACCAAAACCGUCGUCUUCAAGCCAAAGACCGCCAAGACUGCCACUCCCGUCCCUGUCGUGCUCAUUGCAAAGGACGACUCCGACUACAACACUAACUCCGUAGCUAAGCAUCUCGGUCACAAGGAGAUGCGCCUCGCUGCUCCCGAGCUGCUCAAGGAGUUCCUCAACGCUUCCAAGGACGACGUUUCUGCGCUCAGCAUCACAAAGGAAAAUGCAUCUCAAUUGGUUGCCGUCCUUGACGCCAGCCUCGCUACCAGCACCGAUCACUUUGCUGUCCACGCCGCCAGCUCCGAGCAGACGCUCUUCAUGACCGGAGCAGAGAUCGCAAAGUACCUCCAGAGCACCGGUGUCAAGCUCGAGGUCAUCGACUUUGCCAAACUCAAAGCAGAGGCUGCCACCCCCGUCGCCAAGGCCUCCGCCCCUCCUUCCAGCUCUGCUUCCGCUCCUGGCUCUACACAAGGCCCCAUCCCCGCCUCCAGCAAAGCAAGCGCCGCUGAGGCCGCCCAGAUCCUCGAUGCGGAGCAGAUGGGCAUCACCGUGCGCAAGGAAGGUGAUUUCCCUGAAUGGUACACUCAGGUGCUCCGUAAAGGUGACAUGCUCGACUACUACGACGUCUCCGGAUGCUACAUCCUCAAGCCAUGGUCUUACUUCGUCUGGGAAUCCAUCCAGGCCUGGUUCGAUGCCGAGAUCAAGAAGAUCGGCGUCGAGAAUUGCUACUUCCCCAUGUUCGUCUCCCAGCAAGUGCUCGAGAAAGAAAAGGACCACAUCGAAGGUUUCGCCCCCGAAGUUGCUUGGGUCACCAAAGCUGGCAGCAGCGAUCUUGAGCGGCCUGUCGCCAUCCGACCCACCUCGGAGACCGUCAUGUACCCAUACUACGCCAACUGGAUCCAGUCACACCGCGACCUCCCCCUCAAGCUCAACCAGUGGAACAGUGUCGUUCGAUGGGAGUUCAAGCACCCUCAGCCCUUCUUGCGAACGCGAGAGUUCCUCUGGCAGGAAGGCCACACCGCACACAUCUCGCUCAAGGAGGCCGACAAGGAGGUCAUGCACAUCCUCGACCUCUACCGCCAGGUUUACGAAAAACUGCUCGCUGUUCCCGUCGUCCCUGGUGUAAAGUCGGAAAAGGAAAAGUUUGCCGGUGGACUUUACACCACAACCGUCGAAGGCUUCGUUCCAACCACCGGUCGUGGUAUUCAGGGAGGCACGUCGCAUUGCUUGGGUCGGAACUUUUCCCAUAUGUUCGAGAUCAUGGUCGAAGAUCCCGACGCCCCCGAACACAUUAAAGUCAAAGGUAGAGCUAAAGGAAAAGGAAAAGGUGAUGGUAGACGUAAAACUAUAGAAGAAUACGAGGCUGAGGGCAAGCUGCUUGUCUGGCAAAACUCGUGGGGCCUCUCGACUCGUACCAUCGGUGUCAUGGUGAUGGUGCACGGUGACGACACUGGUCUGGUGAUGCCUCCUCGCGUGGCACAGAUCCAAGUCGCCAUUGUCCCAUGCGGUAUUGGUGUCAAGACCACUGCCCAAGAGAAGGACGCCAUCUGGGAUGCCUGUGACCAGACCGCAAAGGACCUCAAAGCUGCCGGUAUCCGAGCCAAAGCCGAUCUGCGAGACAACUACAGCCCCGGAUACAAGUUCAAUCACUGGGAGCUUCGCGGUGUCCCCAUCCGACUCGAGAUUGGUCCCAAAGAUCUUGAAAAGAAGUCGGUCGUUGCCGUACGACGUGACACCAAGGCCAAGACCUCACUUUCCGUUGACAACCUUUCGGAGAGCAUCUCUACGUUGCUCGAUCAGAUCCACGACGACAUGUUUGCCAAGGCCGAUGCCGAGUAUCGUUCGCGCCGCAAGGUGUGCGAGCAGUGGGACGACUUCACUCGCAUCCUCAACGACAAGUGUCACGUCGUGAUUCCCUGGUGCGAGGUCGAAGCGUGCGAGGACGAGAUCAAGAAGCGCAGCGCCAGACAAGCCACGCAGGGUGAAGCCGAGGACGAGAAAGCUCCAAGCAUGGGUGCCAAAUCGUUGUGCAUUCCCUUUGAUCAGGCGCAGUUUGGAGACAUCACGGGCAAGAAGUGUCCCCAGUGUGGCGUGGAUGCCAAGAGGUGGACCAUGUUUGGUCGCUCGUACUAG